AUCUGAUGUGAAGAGCAAAAGUGUGUGUUUCAAAACCAUGAUUAAUGUCAAACAAAUGACUCUCACAAAUAUUUAUGUCACUGUAGUUUUACAGUAGAUGGGGUUGUGGUGCAGGGGUAUGCGUCAACAUUUACAAUAGCAAAUGAAAGCCACAGCGCCUUACUGACAGGGAAAUCAACCAAUCAACGCUGGAUAUGGAGUUGUUGUUUCUAGUUGUCACUUUCACACAUAGCACCGCAUGAACUCAUCAAACUCUUUCAAACUGUGUUCCUUUUUAGAUAUACUUAGCUUAUACUUAUGAUUUCUGUGUAGAAAAGCGCAAGUGGAGUAAACUUACCAGGGACUGGGUAAAAAACUACUUUUCGAGUUCAACAAAUUCUGCCUGCUCAUCACAAGAAGGUGGGGGCAUGUGAUAUCAUGAUCAAGUUAUCUGGCUACUGGCUAACCUCGAUAGAGACCGUGAAAACAAGCCCUGCAUUGUCCGGACAGAAGCGAUGUAGCUAUCUUGUUGUACAAAUCGUGUUUCUCGACGCAAUUAACGGAAAAAAGUGAAGAUGGUUCACGUAUACAACUGCCACCCCUUCGCUUCCCAGCAAAUCGUGCCAGCCGAACAGGAGCCGGGGUUGGUGUGUUGUGGCGGGGGUGCCUUGUUUGUGGUGUCCGCGGGAGGAUGCAAGAUCGAGGCAUUUCAACUAGAAGAGGAGGGGUGUCCUCUUAUCUGCCGCUUCGCCACCAUGGGAACUGUGCAGAGCAUCCUGCACAGCGAGAUAGGGGACUACCUGGUGACCAUCGAGGAGAAGAACAAUGCCACCUACCUCCGCGCCUACACCAACUGGCGCUACCAGGCAGCCGAGAAGACCCGUGUGGGUGUGCGUCUGCUGGGCCACUUCCUGCGUGGCUCAUCCCUGUGUGGAGCUCCCAAGGAGCAGAUGGAGAUCAUUGAGAUCCCGCUGUUUCAGCAUCCACUGUGUGUAGCGUGUUGUGGGGUGACAGGGGACCUGCUGGUGGGGUGUCCUAAGAGCCUGGUGCUGUUUAGUCUCAAGAGACAGGCCCUCAACGACAAGCUCUCCAUCCUGGACUUUGAGCGUUGUCUGAUCCUCCACCUCCCAGGACUGUCAGCCCAACAGGUGGCGAUCUGUGCGGGGUACAUUGCCCUGCAGGCAGAGCUGGAAGUACUGGUGGUUAAGCUGGAGAGACUUCCUGGCGCCGCCCCUACCCAGAAGCCAGCUGACAAGGAGUUCCAGGACCACUCUCUGGUCCCGAAGGAUAUGAUCACUGGAGCAGAACACGACAAUGAGAUAGAGGUGAGGAAAGAGGGUCUAGCCGGUCACCUUGAUCAGGAUGACUUCUUCAUAUUCCCUAAGCACCAGGAGCUGCUGGGGGACAGGGCCAAGGACUGUGGGGUCAAGGUCUCUCUGGAGUGGACAAGCAUGGAGAGUGAGGCCAGGGGCAUCCUCGCUAUCACCUAUAUCUUAUACAGGCGUUUUGCUCCAGACUUCUUCCAAGGCUGCAGUGUAGAGGAGACCCGCCUGCACUCCCUGCAGUUCCACCCUGUGUUCACCAGUAACCAGGAAGUGUGUGUGGAGGGGGGUAGAGGGGUGGAGCCGACGUGUGUGUUCUGUUUCUUCUCGCUGCCCAACACGGGCUACGUGUACAGCGUGAGGGGCGGGGUGGAGAUGGUCUCAGUCUAUCAGUAUCCGGAGAAAGCCCAGCAGGCCGUCCUCACUGACCUCUUCCUCCACAUCAUCACCAAGAAUGCUCUCCAGUGUUUCUCAGUGAGGUGUGCUGCAGUGGCAGCCAGAGCUGAGGACCCUUACAUCGAUACCACCAUGAAGGCCUGUCCCCCCAUCACCAUGGAGGUGAGUGCUUUGCGUAUCCAGCUGUUCAUUGGUCUAAAGGCUCUGUGUCACGAUCGCCACCACAUCGUCCUGCUGACCGCUGCAGACGUGGAGACCAGGGAGGUCACAGAGAGGGCUGCACGCAGGAGCCUCGAAUGCAAAGAUCACCAAACCCUUACAGGGAUUUUCCUAGCGAUAGGUAUAGAGCCCUCCAACACAACCGGUCUGGAGAGCUUCCUGGCUCGCUCCUUCUUGAACAGGAAGUCAUCCUUCACCAAGCCCCGGGAUCCCAGUGAGUUGAGUCAUGGCUGGAAUCUGUACGUGGUCAACACCGUCCCCCCACUCCAACUCUACAAUGAGAUGGUAGAGUACAGUAAGAAGUAUGAGGAGACCAACCCUCUGUCUCAGAGCUGUCUGCACCUGCUCAGUGAGGCCCACCUCCUCCUGAGAGCCACGCUCCUGGACCCCCGGGUGGGAAACCCUGUAGACCAGCCUCAGAGCAGUGACCAGAACCUAGCCCAGUCCCUGGGAUAUACAGCAACAGACAAAAUAGGCAGCACCACUGACAGAACCACAGACAGACAGGAGCUGCAGCAGGCCUUCCAGGAGAGCUGUGCCCAUUUAGGAGACUGCUUCAGUAGGUUUGAUAAGCGUGACUGCCACCUGGCCCUGCCCUACUAUAAUAUGUCAGGCCUGUCUGUGACGGAGGUGAUCUCCAGGAACAGGUGUCUGUCCAGCAGCCCCUGUGGCUACGGGAAGGGGUUCCUCUUCUUCCUCAAACACUCACUCUAUGAGGAGACCAUGGAGGAGCUCACUGAGGAGACAGCCAACGAGGUGCUGGAUAUCUUCGGUGUGGCCGAGCCGUCCCAGCUCCCCCAUGUCAUAGCCAGCCCCUCCAUGGUUAGAGCUAGCCCUGACAGUGGCCUGGCCCACCUAGAGCGCCUGGAGGCCAUCGGAGCUCCCUCUGUACCCCUCACUCUCUCCAAGGCUGCCCUGGCCCUCCGCAUGGGAGACCUGCAGCUCUACAGACAACACAUGGAUAGACAUACAGAGAUGCUGCAGGUAUAUGGGUUCAUCGAGGAGCACAGACUGCUGCUGCAUGGCAGAGGGCACGCGGUGGUGCCCACCCCCCUGGCACGCCACCUCAGGGACAGCCAGGGCGGUCUGCUGGUGGCAGCCAUGGUGGCGCUACAUGAGAACAACAAGGUCAAACUGGACGAGGCUGACCUCUUCUUCCAGGAGCUGUGUGGGAACCUGUCGGGGCCCCAGGGAGGCCCUCAGCUGCUGGUGGACUUCUGGGAAGCCCUGCUGAUGGCCUCAUCACAGGAAGCUGUCAUCCAGGAGCUGCUGUUCCGCCUUACCUCUGUCUACAUUGACCGCGUCACGCGCCGAGACAGCCACGGCAUGAAACCGCUCAAGACCACAGACGACCUGAUCAACUCAUGUUCUCACUAUGGCGUGCCGUAUCCCUGGGUCAGCAUCCUGACUCCAGCUCACUUCAACAUCGUUCAAGAUGACCAGGAGGACCUCCAGAAACUACAGUCCCUGCUGUGCGGUCCCACUCUGGACGUGUCGUCCAUCCUGCCCCUGUUGGAGCAGCUGCCAGACGGGGACAACGCGGGGCUCAGUGUGCACGUGCUCUGUGCCACCAAGCUGGGCCGCCACGAGAGCUCCAUUGAGAGGCUUCUGGACCGCUGUCCUCAGGCCAUCAUCCCCUACGCUAACCACGAGCUGCAGAAUAACCAAAUGGCUCUGUGGUGGCAGAAGCUGUUUCCUGAGCUGUGUGAGAGAACCAGAGCAUCAGGGGGAGAGAACACCAUCUUACUGUCUGCACUCAAAGAAACGCUGGUGGUGGUUGCCAUGGAGCUGAACCCACUGGAGUUCCUGGACCUGUUGCCUGAUGACGGGACGGCACACUUUUUCCUGCCUCACCUGCUGAAGUGCAGCCAGAGAAAUCUCAUGACGUAAGAACCGCGUAGAACAGAUAUACAGUAGCUCUAAAAAAAAACAUUUAUUUCAUGGUACACCCAAAUUCUAGGACAGUUUAGGAAAAUGCUACAUUUUUGAAUAAGUAGAACAAGUGUCCGUUAAUCAAACAAAUCAUUCAAAUGGUACGCUGGUUUGAAUGGGAAUUUCCCUUCUACCGAUUCUAAUUCAAUAGAGGGUCCUAAACCUGGACCGUACAGGACAAUCAACCACCUCGAGUGUGGAGUGAGCCUCUCAAACGCUGUAGUAAUUAGUUAGAGAUUAUUUCCUGAUUUUACGACCUCACUUUUUGUACUUCUGUUCUAAAGUAUUGAUGCCACGUUCCUAGUCAUACCCUGCAGUGGCACUAGUCCUCUAUGUAGACUCCCCGAUACACUGCGAGACCUUUUCUUUACUACGGAGUAUUAUGAACUGGAUGUUAAAAGUUACACACUGGACUGUUCUAGCUUUUCUUCUGUUUAUUGGGUGAAGAGAUAAGAAAAGGUGGUUGAAUAACAUGGAAUGAAGGAAGCUUCUCUGAAAGCUAUGACCUCACUGUAUAACCUAUUCCGAUAUGUUUUGCUUUGGUUCACUGCAUUAAUAAAUGCUCUAAAAAGA
Messenger RNA from Coregonus clupeaformis (lake whitefish), 4421 nucleotides. RefSeq names its product Hermansky-Pudlak syndrome 3 protein. Bases 555 to 3806 code for a protein of 1083 amino acids. The transcript has 19 exons. Gene Ontology annotation, biological process: organelle organization. NCBI's taxonomy places the organism in Eukaryota, Metazoa, Chordata, Actinopteri, Salmoniformes, Salmonidae. The record is from RefSeq and is a predicted model, not a curated record. Gene Ontology annotation, cellular component: cytoplasm.